AUGCACAAAGACAAAGCUCCAGGGCCUGACGGAUUCAAUCCUGGUUUUUACAAAAGAUUUUGGGAGGUUUGUAGCGAAGACAUUCUUUCCUCUUGCAACUCUUGGCUCGAAGCUGGUGAGCUUCCCCCACACAUCAACGACGCAGUGAUUGCAUUAAUCCCAAAGUGUCCUAAUCCAUCAAGCAUGAAAGAGCUUCGACCAAUUGCUCUUUGUAAUGUGAUAUAUAAAAUACUCUCGAAAGCUUUAGCAAAUCGUCUAAAACCUCUUCUCCAAAAGUGCGUCUCCCUCGAACAGGCUGCUUUUGUUCAAGACUGCCUUAUCACAGACAAUGUGCUCGUAGCGUUUGAAGCUAUCCACUACCUACGUUGUAGCGGAAAGAGAACUAAACAUGAAGCAGCUUUGAAGAUCGACAUAAGCAAGGCUUUUGACAGGCUCUCCUGGAACUAUCUACGUUGCAUCUUGGAGCGAUUUGGUUUUUGCAGAAAAUGGGUAAGUUGGAUGAUGAUGUGUAUAACUUCCGUUCAUUUUCAAGUCCUACUUAAUGGAAAUCGAGUUGGUUCCAUUGUUCCUGGUAGAGGUCUCCGACAAGGAGACCCCCUCUCCCCCUACCUCUUCAUUCUAGGUAUGGAAGGAUUAUCUAGCCUUAUUUAUAAAGCUGAACGUCUAGGGAACAUGCAUGGCAUUCAAAUCUGUCGUGGUGCUCCCAAACUGCAUCAUCUCAUGUUCGCGGAUGAUGUAUUCCUUUUCUUCCAAGCUUCUGAGAAAGAGACCAAUGAGGUUGCUACCAUACUGAAAACUUUUGAGGUAGCCUCUGGUCAAGCCAUAAACUACGAUAAAUCUGAAGUAUUCCUGAAUAGACAUGCACCUCCUACUACUCACAUUAUGUUAUCUAAUACUCUGCAUGUCCAGAAAUGCGUGACCACUGGAAAAGAGACCCUCAUCAAGGCUGUUCUGCAGGCUCUCCCUUCAUAUGCUAUGAGUGUCUUCAUGAUUCCAAACCGCACCAUAGAUGAGAUUGAGAAAUUACUAAAUGCCUUCUGGUGGGGUGCAAAUUCAAAUAAGCACAAGGGAAUUAAGUGGAUGCGCUGGGAAAGGCUAGCCAUCUCCAAACUUGAGGGUGGACUUGGUUUCAAAAAUUUAUCUGCCUUUAACCUUGCUAUGCUUGGUAAGCAAGCUUGGAGACUUCUUAGCAAUCCAAACUCUCUGAUCCGUAGAAUCUACCAAGCAAAAUACUACCCCAAAGGUAGCUUUCUCAAUGCUUCACUGGGCCACAAUCCCAGCUAUACAUGGAAAAGUCUUUGGAGCACCCAACAUCUACUUAAGAAUGGUAUCUGUUGGAGGCUUGGGAAUGGGAAUACCAUUCCUGUUUGGGGCGAGCCUUGGAUCAAAUACAAUGACAAUUACCAUUGUAUUCACCCUCAUGACCCCUCAAAUAGCCAAGCUUUUAAAGUUUCUGAUCUGAUGAGCAAUGAUAAGAAUGGUUGGAACGAUGUUUUGAUUAAUUCCCUGUUAGAUAAGGACACCAGCAACCGGAUACUCAACAUUCCUAUUCUCAACCCACACUGUGAAGAUAAACGUAUUUGGAAAUGGAAUCCCUCGGGUUCUUACACUGUUCGUUCUGCUUAUAAAGGUUAUCUCCAGCAUUGCCUCUCCAUGGGUAAUCUCAAUGUUCCUGGUCCAUGGAAAAACAUUUGGAAUCUACGCAUUCCCCACAAAAUUAAGCAUUUCAUAUGGAGAUUGAUGCGAGACAUCCUUCCCACGCGGCCAAACCUUCAAAAGAAAGGCAUUCGUUGCCCAAGUACAUGUUUCCGAUGUAAUACUGAUAUCGAAAACACCUGGCACACUUUCUUUAGUUGUCCAUCAGCCAAGUUGUGCUGGCAGGGAAGUAAUCUUCACUCUUGUAUCUUGAAUUUGAUCAACUCCUCUGAUGGUGUCUUUAACCUCAUAUCUCAUAUUUUACAGCAUUGGACCCCUCAAGCUGCUGCAGAAUUUUCCAUGAUUCUCUGGAGCAUGUGGCACAGCCGGAACGCUUUGCAUUGGAGUAACACUCCUUGGAACCCAGACGAGAUCAAUCUUCGCGCCUCCUCCAUGCUUCAUGAUUGGGCCACUGCUAACAGAAUCGACCUGGUCCAGCGCACUAAAACCCAAACCAGACAGCGGUGGUCUCCUCCCCCCCCAAGGGUCAUUUAA
Molecule: messenger RNA, 2190 nt
Organism: Cajanus cajan (pigeon pea)
Lineage: Eukaryota; Viridiplantae; Streptophyta; Magnoliopsida; Fabales; Fabaceae
Source: RefSeq, a predicted model, not a curated record